AUGGAGAGCGAGCCUUCGUUGGACGAGGGGGAGGAGCCCUCCGAGCCCUCGGAGGCAUCUACUCGGCGGUCGAGCGCACCACGUGUGAUUACCGUGCCGCUGCUGUUCCGCCGUCUGCUGGACCGGUCGACAGGUUAUACCAAUGAUUCGCUGGUAUCGCACUUGGUCGAAAGCGGGGCCAUUGUGCAGUCGCACAUUGAGGCAGCAUUUCGUGCAGUGGACCGUGGGAAGUUCUUGCCGAACCUUGAGGAGGGCACAUCCGAGGUGUACGAUGACGCCCCUGUCAGAUUUGGGCACUUUCACAUGUCUCAGCCCUCUUUGUACGCAGAAGCCGUGGCGAACCUGGAUCUUUCACCGGGUCUCUCCUUCCUGAACGUGGGCUCAGGGACCGGCUACCUGUCAUCGAUCGUCUCCGAGAUCACAGGUCCUGCCCUCCACCACGGUGUAGACUUGUACUCGGAUCUGCUGGACCAUGCGCAGGACAUGCUUCGCGUGCAGAACAAGGAGUACAUUCAGUUUUUCGAGGUCAAUGCGCACGACCUGGACUUGGUCAUGUGCCCUCGUUACGACCGAAUGUACCUUGGAGCCUGUGCUGGUGGCCAGUCAAAGCGCUUGUUGGCACUGCUACAGGUUGGUGGGGUGGCCGUGGGUCCCUUCGAGACAUCCUCCGGCCAGUACAUCCGCCGCGUGCUGCGGACGUCCGAAACCACUUUCGAUGUCAAGAACCUGAAGCAGGUGUCCUUUGGCCGAUUGCUGCCGUCAGAGGAACCGCUGAGAAGGCCGUCAUUCGUGCUGCCGUCACCGCCAUGGACACCAUCCACACAUGCUGCACACAGCAAGGGCUUCCGAAAUGCCGUCCGUGAGGUGCUUCUCAGUACAACCCGAGCCAACUCACCGGCCCACAUCGUGCCUCGGGACAUCUUCGUCAAGCAUGUCUUUGGUUUUAUGCACCCUCGAUGGUUCAGCAGUGCCACGGAGGACCCCUUUCGGGAAAGAUUGGAUGGAGCGGACGAGCAGCCGAUGGACGAUGAGGGGACGUACGACGAAGACUCUGCCAGAUUACAGGUGCUUCGGACGCUGGCCAUGUUCGCGAGGCAGCAAAGAGACCUCGAGGCGCAGGAGAGCGACGAUGCAAUGCGCAAUCGCAUUCAAAGCCUCUUCCGCAUGCUGAAUCCCAACCUCGGCCACAUGGCGCACACUGCCCCUGACUCGGACGAAGAUACAGAGGAGCCGCCUCCUGAGAGAAACCCGAAUCCGAAUGCAGAGGGAGAGUCCAGUGGUGGCUAUCCCACAGCUGGCUGA
This is a messenger RNA of Symbiodinium sp. CCMP2456, 1302 nucleotides long. NCBI's taxonomy places the organism in Eukaryota, Dinophyceae, Suessiales, Symbiodiniaceae. The record is from the annotation of a GenBank genome assembly.